Messenger RNA from Cottoperca gobio, 1597 nucleotides. RefSeq names its product cornifelin-like. The transcript is spliced from 5 exons. Bases 368 to 886 code for a protein of 172 amino acids. The record is from RefSeq and is a predicted model, not a curated record. NCBI's taxonomy places the organism in Eukaryota, Metazoa, Chordata, Actinopteri, Perciformes, Bovichtidae.
GUUUUUAUCUGGACCUGUUGAUGUUUUUGGUCAAGUUCUUGGUCAGCAGGAGCCAAAUAGCAGCUUUAAGAAAUCAAACCUUGUGUGGUCUUUAGAGUACUGCAAACACAACUUGAUUUUGCUCUCAUCAUCUACUGAUUGACAGUCAUAAGGAAAGACUUCAAACUAUAAAAUGUUCCAAUUUCUCUUGUUUUACUGAGCAGUGAAAGAACAAUUGUUAUCAUUUGAUAAUAGCUGUCCUGUAUUCAAAAACAUUCAAAACAGGAACGUUUUGUGGGACAUUUGAACCAUCUUCAGAGUCGCCAAGAAGGUGUGAAGUUCCAUCAGGUUCCUUGUUCACUGUGUGUGGCUAAACAUCCAACAUCCAAUGGCAGCACGCCCCGAGACAACCUGGAACAGUGGUCUUUGCGACUGCUUUGAGGACACAAGUACUUGCUGCUAUGGUUUCUGGUGCUGCCCUUGUCUUGCCUGCACGGUUUCGGGAAAGUUUGGAGAGAACCGUUGUCUCCCAUUAUGUGACAUAUUCAGCCCCGCCAUAGUAGCAGCCUGUGGAGUACCUGUAUUUGUGCCUCCUGCAGUCCUGUCUCUAAGGGUUGCCAUGCGAAACAGAUAUCGUAUCAAGGGUUCUAUCUGUAAGGACAUCGCAGUUUCAUGUUUCUGUCUGUGGUGCUCCUGGUGUCAGAUGCAUCGUGAGUUAAAACAUCAGCAGAAAGCUCCCACUGUCGUCGUCAUACAGCCUGCUCCAGUGAUGAUGGCUCCUGCUCCAGUGAUAAUGGCUCCUGCUCCAGUGAUGAUGGCUCCUGCUCCAGUGAUGAUGGCUCCUGGUUACCAUUCUAAUGCUGGUUUUGUCGGCCAACCAGGAGUUGUUACAGUUAAUAGAUACUAAGUUUUGUGGUCUCCAAUUGGUCUGCUCUUUCUCAUGGGAGACAUUUGAUUUAGCUCAGAUCAUUUAUCAGUGGUGCGACCAUGUUGUGGUCGUUCAAUGUAAAAGCUGUUUAUUUUUGGUGAGAUGUGGGAGAGGGAGGAUAAAGUCCUUGUUUGGACCUUAUUUUAUUUAUAUAUAUUUGCAUCAGAGCAUGCUGAGCAAAUUUUAGUCCCAUAAUGCCACAAUAAUGAUGACAAUUCUAUGGUGGAAGUUAAUAGAUAUGAUUUUUAAAGACCGAGGGAAGUGUUGUAAAAGUCUCAGGAUGAAUUCGCAAAUAUGCAUAUAAACAUGAAAGAGGUCAAGUGAGCAGAGGACUUCAUCCGUUUCCUGAACAUUACCAAAAGACGUCGGUGUCGCAUACUGCUUUAGUACGAUGUAUGAUGUAUGUAUGAUGUAUGAUGAAGAAAUUAUGUGUAAUUACAAAGCAUAACUUUCUUUGAUAAUGUUUACCCAAUGGCUCUUUGAAGGACUUUAAAACCCAAGUAGAUUUGUGUCACUAUAUGUAGAUUUUAAUUUUUUAUAUGCUACAAAAAUCACAUAAAAGUUGCAAAAAUUCUGUCCUAUAAAAAUGAUUUUAUUUAGAAAACCAAAUAAAGUUUGUGGAAUCUUAGUAUUUAGUUCUCAGUAAGUUUGUGAAUUUCAAAUUAUUCUGAUGGUUUUUGUUUGUAGAAA